This is a messenger RNA of Pararge aegeria (speckled wood butterfly), 1507 nucleotides long. It is a transcript of the gene Rab8, whose product is annotated as ras-related protein Rab-8A. The transcript has 6 exons. The record is from RefSeq and is a predicted model, not a curated record. NCBI's taxonomy places the organism in Eukaryota, Metazoa, Arthropoda, Insecta, Lepidoptera, Nymphalidae. Bases 70 to 708 code for a protein of 212 amino acids. Gene Ontology annotation, cellular component: plasma membrane; endosome; synaptic vesicle. Gene Ontology annotation, molecular function: GTP binding; GTPase activity. Gene Ontology annotation, biological process: protein secretion; regulation of exocytosis; protein localization to plasma membrane.
UCACUAGCGAUUACUCAAAAAUGCCAAAUGAGUGGUUGUGUAUUGAGUAUUCUUUGAAUAAUAUAAAAAAUGGCAAAAACUUACGAUUAUUUAUUUAAAUUACUCUUAAUAGGUGAUUCUGGUGUGGGAAAAACAUCUAUAUUAUUUAGAUUUUCCGAAGAUGCUUUCAACAUUUCAUUUAUAUCCACCAUCGGUAUUGACUUCAAAAUUCGUACAAUAGACCUCGAUGGCAAAAAAGUAAAGUUACAAAUAUGGGAUACGGCGGGUCAGGAAAGGUUCCGUACGAUAACGACAGCUUACUAUCGAGGUUCGAUGGGCAUCAUGUUGGUUUAUGAUGUUACUAAUGAGAAGAGCUUUGAAAAUAUCAAGAAUUGGAUAAGAAACAUUGAGGAAAAUGCCAGUGCUGAUGUUGAAAAAAUGAUACUUGGCAACAAAUGUGAUUUAGAUGCUAAAAGACAGGUUUCGAAAGAGCAAGGUGAAAAAUUAGCUAUAGAAUAUCAGAUUAAAUUUGUAGAAACAUCUGCAAAGGAUUCCUUAAAUGUUGAGUAUGCAUUCUACACAUUAGCAAGAGAUAUCAAAGCAAAGAUGGAGAAAAAACAGAAGGAGGCAAGUAACCCGCCCGGCAACAGAAGUGGCGUACACACGCUGAAUGACACCGACCGGAAACGCCAACCAACGUCGUGGCUCGCACGCUGCUCCGUACUCUGACGGCCGCGCACGUACCCACGCCAUAUACUCUGCCACUAAAGCCAUAUUUUUACCGGUAAACAAUGUUUCGGACCACGGCAUAAAAUAAGCAUAGACUGCAUAGCUGUCCAUUAAGAAUAAUAAAAAUCGUUUAAUAAGCUCACACUAUUAAUUUUUUUGCGCCGCAAAAUUGAUAUGAAAUCUUUCUUUUUCGUGUUAAGAAUCUCGCUACAAGAAAUAAAAUCAUUAUCGUGGGACAUUGAUUUUUCAUGAAAAAUCUUUGUCCUUUUUUAUUCGAACUCUCAUCAUAAAUUUGACAAAAAAUAAAGUCAACUUUGUUUCCAGGAAAUUAUACCUGCUUAAACUAUUUAAUUUAAACGUAAAUAUAUGUUUACCGGUGGAUAAAAAGCUUAUGUGAGCGUGGGCUGUCAAGUGUCAACCCACCACUAUAUUUUUCGACCUACAAUUUUAACUGGUGCAACUCCACAAGGGGAUGAGAAUUGCUUUUGUAUUUUUAUAUCCUAUCAUUUCGUUCGAAAUUGUACAAUUGUUUAAUUGCAAAUUUCUUUGCUUAUUACAAAUACAAAAUCACAUGUAAUACACAUAAUGAUUUGUUGGAUAAAUUGGAAUGUUUACUUUGCCAACCAAACUUCGAAAUCAGUAUUUUAGAUGUUGAAAAAUAAUAAUGUUGGAAAUAAUUUGUAAAUUCAAAAACAUUCAUAAACGAAAUAUUAUUUAAUUAGGCAAUUUUUUUGGUAUUAUUGCUGCAAUGCAAUGGUUUAAAGGAUAUUAUUAAUUCAAUAGUUUAUAAUUAGCUGUA